Messenger RNA from Alternaria burnsii, 3003 nucleotides. RefSeq lists its product as uncharacterized. The record is from RefSeq and is a predicted model, not a curated record. Bases 1 to 3003 code for a protein of 1000 amino acids. The transcript has a single exon. Lineage: Eukaryota; Fungi; Ascomycota; Dothideomycetes; Pleosporales; Pleosporaceae.
AUGGUCCGAACACAUUCAUCGUAUACGGCCAGCCCCACGCGCUUCCAAUCGCCUCAACGCAGUCCAGCGCGUCGCCCGUCCCAAGAUGGAUCGCAGUAUGAAAUGGAUCUCGAUGCUCUGGGCCUCAACUCCACGUUCGAGUCAACCGAACUAGAAGAUCACCACCAACCGCCUGUCGAUCACGUAGACACGAGCGAGAUUGAAGGGCCAGAAGACUUCACCAUGAACAUGACCUACUGGAUGACGGCAGAUCUCCCGCUGGCGCAGAUCAAAUCGCGGAAAGAAGCCAACACAAAACGACCGGUGAUAAGAAUGGACGCUAUACAGGAUGGAAGUGAGAGCAGGCAGGCAACAGAAGUGGGCGAGCCGGCAGUCGUGGUGGAGGACACGGAGCAGAGGAGAAAGAGUCGGUCUCGCACCACUUCUCCUACGAGGCGCGCAAACGGCACAAAGAAUGAGCGUCAGCACAGUAUACCAGCAUCUGAGCGGUCCAUGGAAAAUGAGGAGAAGGUUCGGAGCUUUCUCAGCAAUCUGCCAGACACGGAGAUGGAGGGCGCAAUCACAGGGACGCCGCUCCAUGCACCAAGACAUAGUUAUCUACAAGUCCCACGAUCCUCACCUCCGAAAGCCCGGUCUCUGCAACCCACAGUCGAAGACUACGAUACACCGCGCAAGCCUACCCAAGAGACAGUUAUACGGCACACCUCGGCCAUCAUUGAUACAAGUGAGCAGGAUGUGGCUCGCAGUAAGAUCGCAGAGCUGCAACAUCGCCUUGAACAGCACGAAUCCACUUCGAGAUCGCGCAUUACCGAACUCGAGACGAUCCUAUCGUAUACCCGCUCAGAGCUCGAGAGCACACGCAACGACAAUUACAAGCACAAGGAGACGGUGUCAAGCCUAGAGAAGAAAAUGGAACAACAACGUGCAGACCAGGAAGCAGCUCAGGCAGCUGCGGAUGCCGACAUGAAGGCGCGAGAGCAUGCGUUGGAGACUAGGAUGCAUGACUUCGGAGAAGAGAUGCGUCUUCAAAACCUCACCAAGCUGGAGACAAUGCUGGAAGAGUUUGAGCGGCAACGAAAAUCUCUCGAAGAAUCCAAACGACAACUUACCGAAGAGGUCGAAGACAAGGACCAGAAGCUAGAGGAAGUUCAAGCAGAGCUUGCACAGGCACGCCAAAUACACGAGCGAGAACUUCACGACCUGAAGGAGACGCAACUCCACGAAGCUGGACAUGGUGGUGAGGAUGCUGAAAAGGAGCGUCUAUUGUUGACCGAGCAACUUUCCUCGGUCCAAGCGCGAGCGAACGCUUUGCAAUCAAGCCUUGAAACGGCCACAUCCGACGCAAAGGCAGCUCGUGAGGAGGCUCGAAGAAGAAACGAGAUGCAUUCCGCUAUCGAAAUCAAAGUUCAACGCCACACAGCCCGCAUUGCCGAACUGGAAGGCCAACUCCAGGCUGCCAAGUUUGAAGUUGAAUGCUCACAUGCCGAUGUGGCAGCUAAGCAGCAGCUGUUUCACACAAAUCUUGAUCUCAAUUCUCGGCUCCGCACUCUGCAGUCAGAGCUGGAGACCGCACGGAGGGACUUCACCGCAACGGAUCAGGGAACUCGUCGCUCGGCUGAUCUGGAGACUUGCGUGAAAGAUCUUCAGUCACAACUCGAAGCCGUCCGCGCGGAAAGUACCAUGAAGGAACAACACCGAUCGAAUACAGGUGACCUUGAGAAGCGUUUCGGUUCUCUUGAGAUACAGCUUGCAACUGCGCUUGCAGACCUAGCUACUAAAGAUCAACAACUGCAGAGUACAUCCGCUCUACAAAGAUACAUCAAGUCGCUAGAAGCGCAACUAGAGUGUCCUGGCAUCAGAGCAUCUGCGAGCGAUGGGCACACCCCGCAGGUAGCGAAGCUCGAAGCACGCAUAAAAUCCUUGCAAUCCCAACUGCGAUCCGCUCAGUCUGAUCUGACCGCGAAGGAGCAAGAGAUCUCUUCUUAUGUUGAAUCGCAAGAGCAUGCUGAGCAACGAUUAAACACGACCCAAGGUCGGCUACAGAGUCUCGAGACGGGCAACACGAAUCUUCGUCAGCAGCUCGCAGAGGCUCAUCGCGAGAGUGCCAAAGCCCGAGCUGACGCAGAAUGCUUCAAGCAAGACUUGGAAGAUGCCAAUGACCGUCUGCGCGAUGCUCGCGCCGAGGCAGAUCGCCGUAUGAACGACCUCGAGAAGAAGCUGAACAAAAUGAAGGAGUUGAAGGUUGAAGCAGAAAAUAGAUACAAAGAGUUACGCGACCAACAUGGAGACAUGAUAGAAGGACACGAGGCUAUGAUGGAGGACGUCCGCGAUAAAGCGGAGGAUGCUGUGCGUAAAGCCGGCGCGGUACUCGAGCAAGAGCGUAGCGAGAAGAGGAGUCUUACCAAAGACCUCAAACGGGCUAAAGAAGAAGUUGAAAGGCUCCGUGCGGCCGCAUCUGCAAAGCUGGAAGAGGACACAGACGAAGACACUACCAUUUCAUCAUUUGCAACAGUGGCAAACGCAAAGGAUAACGAAAUCGCCAACCUCCGCGAAAUUAUUCGCAAGCAAGUCUCCGAAACAAAAUCCCUCAAGUCCGAACUCUCCGCCCUUCGCAAGGACAACAAGGCCCUUAAAGCAUCAUCCACAUCCGCAUCUCAAGAUACAACAGCCGCCUUGGAAGCUCAACUUUCCAUUCUUCGCUCCGAGAAAGCAGCCCUCGAGACGCGUCUUGCGAACCAAGCCGCUGAAAACGACGCUAUCAACAAGCAAAUGGAUGAGAAAUUAGCCACACUGCUUAGUAAACUUAUGAAGGAGAAGGCUAAAACAGUGGUGGGUAAGCGUGAUGGACAGUGGACCGAAAGUGUCAGGGAGAUAGAGGAGGAGAAGAAGUUGCUUGGCAAAGUGUUGAUGAGACAGUGGGGCAGAGAAGAGGUUGGUGUUGAUGGAGAGAGAGAGGCAAAGGAUGGGAAACAGGGGUACCGGUAUAAAUAUGUCAAGAGGUGA